AGCCGUGCAGGGCCCGGGCGCGGAAAAAAGCUUCCUCCCCCCGGGGGGCCAGGCCUCGGCGCAGCGAGGUGGGGGGCUCUUCGGAGCUCUGGGGGGCCGGCGCGAUGGCAUGAGCGCCUGCGGCACCCUCGGGCACUUCCCGUUCCCGGGCGUGCGCUGCUGCGACGGCGCCCCCGCCUGCGCGGAGGCCUGCUCGCAGGCGGAGGACAGCGACAGUUGCGCCGGCGUCCUCUGCGACGCGGCCCUGACGAGGUGCGCGUGCCCUGGCGGCCUGGCGCUCUCCGUGUCCGGCGGCUGCGUCGCCGCGCCCGAGCGGCCCCAGGAGCCCUGCGAGCCCGGCUACACCGCCGAGUUCAACGUGGCGGUCUACGCCUCCCCCGAGCUGCACGGCGGGCACUUCGCCGCCGGGCCCUCCGCGCCGCUCGAGGGCGUGCUGCGCUGGGCGGUGGGGGCCGGCGUCGGCUGCAACGCCAGCGACGUGUCGAUCGGCAGCGCCACGCUGGCCCCGGCCACCAUCCGGCGGCGAGCCCGGGGGGGGCGCCCCGCUUGCAGGGGCCUGGCCUUCAGCUUCUGCCCGCCCGCGCCGCUGCAGGCCCUCGAGAGCCCGGUGGCCCGCGCCGCCUUCGAGGCCCGCUUCGUGGCCGCGGCGCAGCGCUUCGCCUCGCUCGCGCCCGCGACCUUCUCCCUUGUGCGCCUGGAGGCCACGUUGCAGCCGAACGCCUCCGAGGCGCUCCUGGCGACGCAGGCCGAGGAGGUCGCCGAGGGCGGAGGGCGCUCGGUUGUCGCGGAGCUGGUCUUGCUGGCCUCGCUGGUCGUCGUCCUGGUCGCCGUGUCCGUGGUCGCGCUGAACUUGUGCGUCAGGCGUGGCCGGAAGGUGCAGGACGACCCUGCAGAGCUGCCCCUCGAUGGCUACGAGGGCAUCGAGCCCCUGGCGGCCCUGGAGGGCGGAUCGGGCGUCGCGCUGACGUUGAGGGACGCUGGCUCGGGCGAGCUCGUGCUGGCCCAGGCAGGCGAGGUGGCCGCUCCUGGCGAAGGGGGCCCCGCCCAGGGCGAGCAGCUGGUGAUGGCCAGGGUCGCCUACGACUUCUCCCCCCGCGACGUGGAGACGAGCAAGCUCUUCCGCAACGCCUGCCUGCAGGUGAGGGAGGGCGACGUCGUGGAGGUCGUCGCGGGCGGUGGCGGCUGGUUCUACGGCCGGGUGGUGGGGGGCGAGGAGCCGCAGCGCAGCGGCUUCUUCCCGGAGAGCUACUGCUCGUGGAUCAGCGCCGUGGCCGCCGGCGGCCAGCAGGUCCCCAGCCCGGAGCGGCACCUGCUCGUGUCGGUCACGCACCGCUUCGCGCCGGAGGAGGUGAAGGAGCGGUCGACCUUCCGCGACGAGGACUGCCUGGCCGUCGCCGAGGGGGAGGUCGUGGAGGUGCUGGCCGGUGGCGCAGGGUGGCUGUUCGGCCGCGUGGCUGGCCAGCCCGAGCGCGUCGGCUACGUCCCGGAGGACCGCACCGUGUGGCUCGGCCGCCCGGCCGAGGACGGCGAGGCCGCCGAGCCCACCGCCGCGGAGGCCACCGCCGCCGAGGCCACCGCCGCUGAGGCCGCCGCCGCCGCCGACGGGGCCGCGCUGCACAGCACCGGCUUCUUCGCGCAGGUGCGCACCGCCUUCUCCCCAGGGACGCCAGGCGACUCCGUGGAGGAGGCCGUGGACCCCUUCACCGACAGCUGCAUCGCCAUCGCGGAGGGCGACGUGGUGGAGGUGCUGGCCGCUGGGGGCGGCUGGCUCUACGGCCGCCUGGUGGGCAACCCGGCCCACGCGGGCUACUUCCCGGAGGCGCGCGUCGCCUGGAUGGGCAAGCCCGGGCAGGAGCAGGCCGGCGACCACCGAGGGGUGUUUGGUCACGCCAGGGUGUGACCUGCGAGCUGCGCCGUUGGGACUUCGCGAGGCCACCACGUGGCACCGAGGGUCCGAGGAGGAGCGCCCGCGGGAGCUCUGGCACUGCCCCGCCUGCGACGAGCCCAACGGGGCGGCCCGCGCGGCCUGCAACAACUGCGGCCGGGGCCGGGCCCACGAGCCGCAGGACCGCUGGGCGUGCCCCGCGUGCGGGGAGCCGAACCGCGGGGACCGCCCGCUCUGCAACAACUGCAAGCGCCCGCGGCCGGGCACCGCGGCGGCUUGGGACGCGUAGGGGGCGCGUGGGGGCGGCGCGCCAGCGGCGGCUCCUGGGGCGCUUCUUCUUCUUCUUCUUCUUCUUAUUCCUCUUCUUC
This is a messenger RNA of Prorocentrum cordatum, 2253 nucleotides long. The record is from the annotation of a GenBank genome assembly. Lineage: Eukaryota; Dinophyceae; Prorocentrales; Prorocentraceae.